Messenger RNA from Austrofundulus limnaeus, 1358 nucleotides. It is a transcript of the gene ptp4a1, whose product is annotated as protein tyrosine phosphatase 4A1. Gene Ontology annotation, biological process: protein dephosphorylation. The record is from RefSeq and is a predicted model, not a curated record. The transcript is spliced from 6 exons. The coding region runs from base 673 to 1176 and encodes 167 amino acids. NCBI's taxonomy places the organism in Eukaryota, Metazoa, Chordata, Actinopteri, Cyprinodontiformes, Rivulidae.
UUUUCAGGGAGAACUGAAUUGGGCAGGACACGGGAACAGUUCCCUCCUGGCAGAUGUGAUGAGCGGAGCUCGGUUCGGCCCUGACAAACAGCGCUGUAUGGUGGGAAAACACUCAUAUCUCUACCUGUUUUCUGGGGACCGGCUGUAUGAUUGAGCUACAUUCUUCAAUGACAGUUCUGUGGUGUUCUGGGUCACACAUUUAUGGAGUUUCUGAAGGGCAGUGGAGACUACUGCCAGGCUCAGCACGCUGCCUAUGCAGACCAGUGAACACCCAACCUUGCCAUUUAUCUGACACACUUGAGCCACAGGAGGGACCCCGGGAAGUUGGCCUGAACGGGACGCCUCCCUCCCAGAACCAGCGAUAACUCAGCCUGGAUGGGGUAACUCCACCUGCUGCACACUGCCCUCGUCGGCUUCCACCCGUCCACAACCAAGGUGGAACCAGCCUUUUUUUGUUUUUACCUUUUUUUUUCCGUGUGUCUUUUGUUUUUUGUUAGUUUUAGCCAACUCAGACCAUCAUAGGAUUUUUGUUUUUUCCUGGGCUUGCCAAAGCUCAUUGGACAGUUGUGUUGAAAACUUCCCUCCAGGUUUAACAGUUUACAUUCAUAUUUUUACUCUGUAGUAUCCAUUUGAGAGUUAUUAUAAAUUGGAAGCCUUUUUUUUAACAUCACAAUGGCCCGAAUGAACAGACCAGCCCCUGUCGAGAUCACCUACAAAAACAUGAGGUUCCUCAUUACCCACAAUCCCACCAACGCCACCCUGAACAAAUUCAUUGAGGAGCUGAAGAAAUAUGGCGUCACCACUGUGGUGAGAGUUUGUGAGGCCACCUAUGAUGCCACUCUGGUGGUAAAAGAGGGGAUACAGGUUCUGGAUUGGCCAUUUGAUGACGGAGCUCCUCCUUCCAACCAGAUCGUGGAUGACUGGCUGAACUUACUGAAGCUGAAGUUCAGAGAGGAGCCCGGCUGCUGCAUCGCUGUCCACUGUGUGGCAGGACUGGGAAGAGCUCCUGUUCUGGUGGCACUGGCUUUGAUUGAAUGUGGGAUGAAAUAUGAAGAUGCGGUCCAGUUCAUUCGACAGAAGCGUAGAGGAGCGUUCAACAGCAAGCAGCUGUUCUACCUUGAGAAAUAUCGUCCAAAGAUGCGCCUGCGUCAUCGCAAUAACUGCUGCAUCCAAUAGAGCCAAGCCCUGCGCCACGCCAACCUGACUCCCUAACCCCUCAUCCAUCCUCAGUACUAAAGAGCCCAACUCACGUUAACUAGCUUUUCGCUUUUAUUUCACCUUUUUUUUAAUUGUUGAAUAUUUUACUUUAGAAAACUAUACGUGGCAAAUAAACUUCCCUCUUGAGGCUCACAAUCAAA